Messenger RNA from Planococcus citri (citrus mealybug), 2055 nucleotides. RefSeq lists its product as uncharacterized. The record is from RefSeq and is a predicted model, not a curated record. The transcript has a single exon. Lineage: Eukaryota; Metazoa; Arthropoda; Insecta; Hemiptera; Pseudococcidae. Bases 320 to 1855 code for a protein of 511 amino acids.
CAUCUUAAAACAUUUUUUUUUUUUUUUUUUGAAUUCAAUAUUUCAUUCAUCGGCAAUAAAUGAUUACAUUAAUUACAUUUUAUUUAUAGGAAAAUUGGCAGAUGGUGUUCCAGUUAAACGAGUACUCACUGACAUUCGUAAACAGCUUUCAUCAGAGGAUGGUCCAGUCACACGUCUUCAUUUACUGUCUCGGAAUGAUACACACAAUAUCAAAAGAAGUUUUGAUAUCCACUGCCCAAUUCGAAGGCAUACUGAUGAUUUUGCUAGUGUCAGUUUAAUAGUAAACGAUCUGAAACAACUGGAAGAUGAUCCUAUACUGAUGUUUAAAAAACAAAAAGAAGAAUACCCCGGAUUAAAAGCUGAUGAUUUUGUCUUGAUUAUGCAAACUAAAUUUCAAAGGAAAAUGCUGCAGAAAUUUGGAUCUCAAAUGGUUACUAUCAAUGGUACCCAUGGAACGAAUAAAUACAAAUUUCAGCUUUACACCUUACUGGUUCUAGACGAGUGGAACGAAGGUAUUCCCGUAGCUUUUUGUAUAAGUAAUCGAGAAGAUGAGCAGAUUUUCCGAAUAUUUUUCGAAAAAAUUAAAGAAGCAGCUGGAAUCGUAUCUACAGAGAUAUUUAUGAGUGAUGAUGCCCCUGCAUUUAUCAACGCAUGGGAAAAAGUAAUGGGAAUGCCGAAACGAAGACUGUUGUGCCUUUGGCAUGUACAUAGAAACUGGACAUUGAACCAAAGUAAAAUUAAUAAUCCGAAAAAACAGAAGUUGAUAAUGACCUUAUUACGAAGUAUGUCAGAAGAACUAGAUGAAGAGAAAUUUAAACGAGAGUACGAGCAUAUGCUGUCACAGCUGCAUGAAGAUGAAGAAACUGUCGAAUUUGCGUUAUAUUUACAGCGUCAGUACUCUAAUAAAGUAAAUGCAUGGGCUCGCUGUUUUAGAAAACAUGUGCCAGCACAUACUAACAUGCAUCUCGAAUCAUUACAUCGUGCAAUGAAGUACUAUUACAUGGAUGGACAAACAUGCAUUCGUCUAGAUGAAUCAAUAGAUGCACUUCUGAAUAUAAUUCGAGAUAAAAAAUUCGAUCGUUUGCGAAAAUUCUGUAAAAAUACACCUUACAAGAAGCAAAAACAAACUGAAGAACGGCACAUUAGAAGUAUUGACUUUUUAAAUGCAACAGAAACAAAGAUCAACAUGCACGAAGAUGAAAAUUCUUGGAUCGUAAAUGAUAAAUACGUAGUUACUCGAAUUCCAGAUGUCCCUCAUAUCUGCUGCCGGCGAACUUGUGAAAAAUGCGCGAUUUGUAUCCAUAUGUACUCUUGCAACUGCAUUGAUAACUCAAUCAGUUAUUUCAUUUGCAAACAUAUUCACGCUUGUGUAAUGAGGUAUACAGUGCCAACAAAUUUAGAAAUCGCCUUACCAAUACCAGAAGUAGACGUAGAAAUUGGAUAUGAAACAGAUAUACCACGAACAAUCUAUCGAAAUGAAGAUACCUACGACUUGGAAAAAGAAAUGAACUUGAAAAAUGAUCUCAUUCAGGGAUUCAUACAAACUCGUAAACUAGGAGGUUCGGAAGAUUACAAAACAAUGAUAAAAUUACAAGACAAAAUGAUAGCUUUAUACCAGUCAAUGGAUAAGCCAAAAUGCGUAGAUAAGACGACAAAAGUACAGAAGCAAAGCUUUUUUCCAACAAGGAAAUGCACCAAAAAAAGCAAGCCAACCACAUCAUUACCGUAUGUGUCCAAUGAGCAUAGACAAAUCUUGCAAAAUGGUCUUCUAAGAGGAGAAGAAGAGGCAGUGAAUGUUCACGUAGAUAAUGAUCACGAGUAUUAUAUAGCUGUUUCAGCUUCAGCAGAUCAAUAAAAUAAGAUCGAGAAUACAAGCCACAGAAUAUUUAUUAUUAAAAAUAUUAUAAUAAAUUAAAAUAAAAAAAACGUAUCCAAAAUAGCGUAUGUAAGAACUCUUUUCAGCAACAGAGCAAUAUCAGAGAUAGCAAAGAAAGAUUCUUAUCAAAAAACAAUAACAAAAGGCACAGAGAGAGAGGCAGAAAAAAACUCAGGCUG